UCCAGGUAUCUGCUACAUUAUAAGAGCAACAGAAUUCAAAUGGAUUCACGGCUGUUUUGCGUGUUGGCUAUUAUGCUAAUAGCAGGUCACUCUGUUGUGGCAUUAACCGGCACUCAGUGUGAAGUUUCUGCUUCGGCGAGAGUAAACUGCGGGUUUCCUGGAAUCACUGCAGCUGAAUGUGAUAAUAAAGGGUGCUGCUUUGACUCUGCCAUUCAAGGUGCUCCAUGGUGCUUUCACGCUCAGACUAAAGAUGAAUGCUUACUUUAAAAACAAAUGAACUGGGUAACUGAAUUUCGAUGCCUGACCCCUGGACACACUUUAUGGAUGCCUGCCCAUGUAGAGUGCUGCGGAACAUGUUGGCGCUUUAUAAAUAAAGUAUAACAAUAAUAUUGGCCAAUACGGAAGAUGUUGGCAGUUUAUUCACUAAACACUGAUUUAUGUCACCUUGGCAACUGAUAAUCAACAUUUAAACAAAACAGCUGAAUAGGAAAAGUUUGUGAAAUACGAGAUGAGUCAAAAUGAAAGGACCACCCAAAUACUUUCUUAGAUUAAUCUUAACAUUAUCACACAUUAAACAUCUUGACUUUUGACUCACUCUGUACAAUUCUAGUAAGUCUAGUUGGGCUGAAAUUGUGUCAAACCAAAACAUAAAAGCUUUCCGCUCUUCAUCCAGAACUACUUAGCAAAUUGAACUGGUGGAGAACCCCUCUUCUUUCAUCGACAGGAAAAUACCUGGAGAAACAACGCAUUUCACAUUAAAUAUCUAUCUGUACUUACAUUCAAUUGUGAAAUAAAGUAUUCAUUCAUUCAU
This is a messenger RNA of Pelobates fuscus (common spadefoot toad), 811 nucleotides long. RefSeq names its product putative gastrointestinal growth factor xP1. The record is from RefSeq and is a predicted model, not a curated record. Bases 40 to 267 code for a protein of 75 amino acids. Gene Ontology annotation, biological process: maintenance of gastrointestinal epithelium. The transcript has 3 exons. Lineage: Eukaryota; Metazoa; Chordata; Amphibia; Anura; Pelobatidae.